GAAGUGGUUGGUGGAAGCGCCACUGGACUCCAACAGCUAGCUGGCUAGGGCGUUGCUAGCGGCAGAAAGUGGCAUUUUUUUUCGUCCCCUUUCCUCAAGUUGUAUUCUUGUACAAAACAACGUCUCGCGUUCGAGGAGAAGACGCGGCGUUCGGUGCUCUCUCCCAAAGUUCCGUUCGCAACCGCGGGGCCUUUUUAAAAAAAAAAAAAGUAUCCUUCUCGUCGUUGUUUGCGGAGGACUGGCUGUUGCGUUCGGUCCCGUUAGCCGGCCACGGAGCCACGGAGCCGCGGAGCUAGCCCCGCUGCUUCCCACCCACGGGAGUUCUGCCCCGAGAGAAAACGACCGAGUCGUGGAAAACAUGGAGUCGAGGAGCGUCGCCCGGUGCUAAACCGACUUCACGGGAUCUUUCCGCUCGGCUGAAGGAGUCUCUCUCUCUCUCUCUCUCUCUCUCUCUCUCUCUCUCUCUCUCUCUGUCUCUGUCUCUCUCUCUCUCUCUCUCUCUCUCUCUCUCUCUCUCUCUCGCCGGGAGGAGAACACCACGGAGACGCGUCGGACGCCAGUCAACGUCGAUGCGUGUGUGUGUGUGUGCGCGCGCGUGUGUGUGUGUGUAGAGUUCGGUCGUUGGCCGGUUCAUUGUUGUGAACGGGAGUUUGCACACGAAGCAAAGUUCCCUCGUCGCUCCUGCUAGCUGGUAGCCGGCGAGGUCCGACACGAUCGUUCAAUUAACUCGUGUGCUCUCUUCUUCUUCUUUUUCUUUUUUUUAAUCGCCCAUCUAAUCGACAUUUUGUUUUUGAACCCAGCGCUGCCAUUUGUGCAGGUUUAGUUUCCUGUUGUGGCCGUUGUCGGAGUGCGCUGGUCUUGUGUGAAACGGGACGCGAGGGACACACGGCGCCGCCGGCAGCAGGCGACACCAGAUGGGACUGGAGGAAUCUCCAGCGUCGUCCUCGUCGGAGAUCGUGUAGGCGACCGGGGCCCGUUCAGCCCGAGCAGGGGUGGAGGCGCACGGACUCGCACCGCAGGGCCGAGGGGUGGUGGUGGUGGUGGGGGGGCGGGGAGGGGGGGCACGUCUGUUCCGCUGGAAUACCGAGUGUGUUCACACGUUUCAAUUCGGCGGACAUCUUUGGAUUCCUACCAGCCCGUGCCAGCUGGAGCGGAACACGUAUUCGCCAACAUACAGUCCGACGCCGGGGUGGGACGUCACGUCGACAUCGGUUCAUUCUUUUAGGGGUUUUUUUUUUUUUUUUUUUUUUUUUUUGAAGGGUCUGCACUGUAGAUGCCUCGCUGCUAGUGUCUCUUGUGUGUCCCCUAGUCUCUGGACAUUGUGCCUGGCCACAGUUUCCCCGUCUCAGAUUGAAUUGAUUGUCAGCACCGUCUAGAAGAAACCCCAAGUCCCUGCCCACUUCGGACGAAUGCCAAGAGGAAGGACGCCGCAGGAAGUCGCCUCAUCACACUCUGGAAAAUGUUAAUCGGAUGUAAUUGGCUGCGAAUCUAGACCCGGAAGUCCAAUGAGUGACACACAGUCCAGCUUCACUGACAGGUUUCCCAAGAAAGCAAACAGAACCAGCAGCAUUCUCAGUAAAGACCAUCCCCCAGACAAGAAACCCAAAAGUGACAAGACCUCACUUCCCUCCAAUGAGUUUGACCCUACAGAAGCUCUGGUGGUGCAGAAGAGUGGCAGCAGCAGUGUGCUAGCAGAGGGGAAGCCUGAGUCCUGUGGUCUGGUCCAGAGAUGUGUAAUCAUCCAGAAAGAUGAAAAUGGCUUUGGGCUCACUGUCAGUGGUGACAACCCAGUGUUUGUGCAGCUUGUCAAAGAAGAUGGGGCUGCUAUGCGGGCAGGUGUUCAGACCGGAGACAGGAUCAUCAAGGUUAAUGGGACACUUGUUACACACUCAAACCACAUUGAAGUGGUGAAGCUAAUCAAAUCGGGCUCAUAUGUGGCCCUCACGGUGUUGGGGCGCCCUCCAGGGCUCGCCCAGAUCCCUUUGUCUGAAGCAGAAUCUGAAAUGCUGGGCGUUAGCAUUUCCUCUCCAAACUCUCCAGCAACCGAACGUCCCUACAGUCCUCAGGACCGCUUCUCUUCUACACAACCACCAUGGCAGGAUGAUAAUAGCAGUGUCUGCAACCAGAGGGUUGAUGCCUUGCAAAGGAUGCUCUUGAAAGAGCAGCAGGAGCUGCAGGCCAUGAAGGAGGAGUACAGCAGGAACCCCUCCCCCAAACUACUGAAAGACAUCCAGGAAGCUAAAAAACACAUUCCUCAGCUGCAGGGUCAGCUCUUCAAGGCCACUGGGGCAACACAGGAGGCUGUUCCAGGCGGUGAUGCAGAUGAUGGUAGCAUGUUUGAGUCAGAGCACACUCUCACCUCUAAGGGAGACAACAGUACAGACAUGUCCUGGAGCAGCACUCCUUUAUCUCACAGAUUUGGGCCUGGAUCUCCAGACAGUAUGUGUCUCAGAGACACAUCAGGCCCCAGCCCAAAGAGCACGCCCAGGAACAGCUUCAACUCCUGCCACUCCCCAGAGGCAGAGGACACCACUGACCUGGACUCUCUGUCCCCCACCACAGUCAGCAGUUCCUCUUCUUCUCGCCUCGUCUCACAAAUCAUUGGAGCUGAGGACGACUACUUUGAUUCAGACCAGGAACAGACAAACGGCCAGUGUCACAGCUUUAACAGCAUCGAGCAGCUCAAGUCUCGCCCCGCCCACCUCUCAGCCUUCCUUCACCACGUCAUCUCUCAGUUUGACCCCGCUCCUGUGCUGUGCUACCUCUAUGCUGACCUCUACAAGCAGACCAACUCCAAAGAGACCAGACGGGUGUUCAUGGACCUCCACACCUUCUUCAUUGACCGGGGAGCAAAUUUGAAAGUUGCUGUUCCUGAAUCCAUCUCUUCCGAUCUUGACCGACGGCGAACAGAGCUGAUCCCAGAGGAAAUAAACCGACAACAUGUUCAAACACUGCAGGACUCUCUGCUUCCUGACAUCCAGAAGAACCUAGAGGAUUUCAGGCAGAAGCGCAGUAUGGGUCUUACUGUGGCCGAAGCAGAAUUGAUUAGAGUGGACCAAGAGCGAGUCAGAGACCGGGUCACUCUGGAACGAGAGCGCUCGUGCGCUGAAAACAUCAUCACCAAGAUCGAGGAUAUCCUAUUAACUACUCAGACCACAGAGGAAGAGAAAUGCACUACAAUGCAGUAUGUCAUCUAUACAUACAUGAAGCACCUUGGUGUGAGGGUCAAGGAACCUCGCAGUCUGGAGUCCAAACGGGUCCGGAUCAACUUUCUCCCCAAGAUCAAGAAAAGCAUAAAGACAGAAAAGGAAGGAGAGGAGAAGGUGAAAAAGCCCAGGUUUCCCAGUAUCCUUGGACCUCAGCGUCGGCCCAGCCGCGUUGAAGCAGGACCAGUGGGUAAAGCCUUGGAUAGUCGCCCCCGACCUCAGAAACAAUUGUCUCAGCCUUCAUUGGGUGCAACUGAGCACAUGGAACCUGGCCGUUUAAGAGGCAGCCAAUCAAGCGAGGGCUCUGAACUCACACACUCCAUGUCCGUCAACACCUCAUCACCAAACAGCACCACCUACAGCUCCGACACAAGCCGAGACGCUGAUAUAGGUGGAACUCCGACCUCAGGCCCCCACAGGCUGAGUGACGGCCUUCAGUCCGACCCUCUGGAUGGGCUGCCAUACCCCGCCUCGCACUUUGACCUCUACAGCCUGGACCAACUGCAAGAGGACGACAGAGAAAGUGAAAGAGCCCAUGAGGGAACACCAAAGGCAAUAAGAAGGCUUGAGGGACUGGGUGCAGCUGAUGUACAGAGUGAGGACGACCAGGGAACAGACUCUGAGCAUGACCCCCCAAACUGGCAACAGCUGGUGGGACAAGAAGUCCUCGCAGGUCUCCGGCCUCAUGAGAUCAAGAGACAGGAAGUUAUCAAUGAGCUGUUCUACACGGAGCGUGCACACGUGCGGAUGCUGAGAGUUUUGGACCACGUCUUCUACCAGAAGCUUUCCAAAGAGGGCAUCCUCCCUCCUGCUGACAUCAAGAACAUCUUCACCAACUUGGAGGAGAUUCUGCAGCUGCAUGUUUCAAUACUGGAGCAAAUGGCAGCCGUUCGGAAGAGAAAUGAGUCCUCAGUAAUUGAUCAGAUAGGAGACGACUUGCUCUCUUGGUUCAGCGGUGGGGAGGAGGAGAAGAUCAAGCAGGCGGUGGGGACGUUCUGCAGUAACCAGCCGUUUGCUCUGGAGAUCAUCAAGACCAAGCAGAAGAAAGACUCCAGGUUCACUUCGUUCAUCCAGGAGGCAGAGAGCAACCGACUGUGCCGCAGACUGCAGCUCAAAGACAUCAUUCCUGUGGAGAUGCAGCGGCUGACUAAGUACCCUCUUCUACUGGAAAACAUCUCCAAGUACACAGACAACACGGUGGAGAAGGACAAAGUGAAGCAGGCGGCAGACUGUUGUAGGAAGAUUCUCAAUCACGUCAACCAGGCUGUGAAGGAAUCUGAGGACAAGCAGAGGCUGGAGGACUAUCAGAGAAGACUGGACCUCUCCUCUCUAAAGCAGACGGACAACCCCAUGAUCCUGGAGCUAAAGAACCUGGAUCUAACCAAGAGAACGAUGGUGCACGAGGGGCCGCUGUCAUGGAAAGUGAACAAGGACAAGACAAUUGAACUGUACACUCUCCUCCUGGAGGACAUCCUGGUUCUUCUCCAGAAACAGGACGAGCGUUUGAUCCUCAAGUGUCACUGCAAAAACCUGGCAGGCACCGCCGAUACCAAACACAUAUUCAGCCCCAUCAUCAAACUCAACACUGUGCUGGUGCGCUCCGUGGCCACAGACAACAAGUCCUUUUUCGUGCUUUCCAUGUCAGACAACGGCGCCCAGAUCUACGAGCUGAUGGCGCCCACAGUCUCAGAUCAGAGAACGUGGCAGCGUCUGAUCGUUCAGAGAGCCGAUGCCAUGAAAGUCAAACCUCACAGCAUCAUACCGUUACCUCAGAGCGAUGGGGAGAGAGACGACGUGGAGAUCAUCCCCGCGGGUGUUUCAAGGCUGAGUAGAGAUGCAGACCGCACGUCCACCGGCAGCACCCAGUCCACCGAUAAAGAGAGCAGUCCAGCCCCUAGAGGCGCGACACAGAGCUCUCUACCUGGUAAUAAUCCGUUUGAGAGGUCGAAGGCAGAGGAAGAGGAGGUGGAGGAAGGGUUCGUGGACCCAGAGCUUCCUUACCAAGUGGGCGAAGAUGGCAGAGAAGGAGACUCGUUUAACGUGUUUCCCUCCAGAGCAGACGAAGCACUGAAAACAUUGGCGGCGUUAAAGCAGGUGUUGGUGACGCAGCUGAUGUCCCAGGAGGCCGCAGAGCAAACCAAACGCUCCACGGGGGCUCGUCUCCUCAGGACUACCUCUCUGCGGACCCCCAUCGACAGCCGCGCUCGCGUGAUGGUCCACAACGGCUCGGAGAAGGGCAGCACACAGACAGAGGACCUAGCUCAGGACCUGGGCUCCGGGGACACGGGCUUCUUCGACUCCCCCGACGACUAUGCAGGAUACCUGGUCCUGGAGGGUUACGGUGGCCCAGGGGAGAGCAGCACGGAUGACGACAUCUUGGCAUCAACCACAGGGAAGCAGCUGAGCACCUCACAAGGCUGCGCCACGGACUCCGGCAUCAACUUGAGGUUUUCUUCGACGUCACAGGCCGGCAGCCUCUCCUCGUUCAGCAGACAAGUCCUGUCUCACCUCAGAAACCUCCAGUCCAACCUAAACUAUCUGAAGGAGGUUGAGGCCAAGUAUAAUAAUCUAAUACGCCAAAGGCCAGAGAGGUCAGCAGCAGACACGGAUGGAAACAAAGAUAAGAGAUAGUGGAAGUCAAACGCCGCAGCUCUUGGCUCUGGUCCCAAAGAGAAAGUAACCGACUUGUAGUCUGUUCCUACUUCUUGUGUCCUGGACUUUCUGGACCUCCUAUAAGCUUGUCCUCUCACUGCUGAGUCCCCCCCCUCCCCCCCCCCCCCACCGCCGUCACCUGCGGUUGCCACAGAGAACGAGAGACUGAGUGGAGCAGAAGCAUUUGAAGGGAGGAAGUGUCUUUGUGGAGCCGUGUUCCCCUCUUAUCAGCACAAGGCAAUCAGGGAGGUGGGAUUGCCCCCAAGAAACCUCACCCCUCGACCAUCUAACACUCGUUUUCCCCCUGAACUCCCUGCAAGAAAGAGAACUUAUACCAAAAUGUACAAAGAUGUGUGUUUAGAAUAUAUAUAUAUGAAACACAAAACAAGAAAAGGAAAAUUUUAAGAUAAUGUAUUAAGAUUUUUUUUAUCCCAAGAUGUAUUUAUUUUCUUUCUUUUCUUUUCAUUUUUUUUUAAGUGUUUCCACAUUGCUUGCAUGCUUUUGGCCAUGGUGUUACCCUUUUUGGCUGCUCUUUUCCUGCUUCAGUCACACUGAAGGGUUUAGUGUGAGUGUUGAGCGCACGCCGGCGCACGAGCUGCACGCUCGGCGAGCGAGCGUAGUCCUGACGGAACGGCAGGAAUAUAUUCAGACUGAUAGAGGCCAGAGUUGCACUGGCGAUGGAUAGAUCCCAUUGUGUUGAAACUCUUGAAACUGUGUUAAGAGGUGUGGUGUUAACUAGAAUGAAGAGUCUGAAGGCUCUGAUCUGGUCCUGUUGUGUUUCCUUCCUCCUCCUCCUCACUGAGAGGAGUGUUUUGACUUCCCCUUCUUUUCCCUUUGAACACUACAGGUGUCGUCCUUUUUCCCCCCUUCUUUUUCUCACAGCCCAGUGGCUUUCAUGCUAUCUAUAUGUCAUCCUUUUUUCAUCUGCCUUUGGGUCUCGUGCCCCCCCCCCCCCCUUCUGCGAGGAGCGGUCGUGUUCCUUCUGUAUUAGCUUCUGACAGAGAUGCUGCUUCUUUCUGCUACUGUUGGCGAUUCUGAUCCGCCUGCCUGAUAAUCUAACAAUGUCAUGAAGUUCAACAUAUACUGUACAAUGAUCAAGUUGGAAGGUAAUGCAUAACUUUAAUAAAUAAAUGGUGCCAUGACACAUUCAAAAAGGAAAA
Messenger RNA from Scophthalmus maximus (turbot), 7018 nucleotides. RefSeq names its product Rho guanine nucleotide exchange factor (GEF) 12a (gene arhgef12a). The record is from RefSeq and is a predicted model, not a curated record. Gene Ontology annotation, cellular component: cytoplasm. Bases 1506 to 5837 code for a protein of 1443 amino acids. Gene Ontology annotation, molecular function: G protein-coupled receptor binding; guanyl-nucleotide exchange factor activity. Gene Ontology annotation, biological process: intracellular signal transduction; G protein-coupled receptor signaling pathway. Lineage: Eukaryota; Metazoa; Chordata; Actinopteri; Pleuronectiformes; Scophthalmidae. The transcript has 41 exons.